AUGGAGCUGGUAAGAUUCAUUGUUGUUCUAUACAUGUUCAUCAAUACUUAUGCACAUCCAAUGUGGUACCAGCAUAAUCUAUUUUUAGUAAAUACAACAUCAUCACCAGAGAUUCUUCGAUGCCCACCGAAAUGUUCAUGCUCCUAUUGCCUUGUAUCCUAUAACGGAACAGAUGUUAGAUACCGGCAUCAGGUGGACUGCUCAAGACGCAAGUUGACACAAAUUCCUGAUUCCAAUCAGCUACCAACUGAUGCUGAGAUUUAUUUCCUGCAAAACAACAGUAUCAUUGAAUUACCUAAUAACUCUUUUCGGACAACCCCAAAUCUGACAAUUCUUGAUCUCUCUUACAAUCUUCUGAAAUCUGAGAGUAUCGACAGAUAUGCUUUCAAAGGUUUAGAUAAGUUACAGCAAUUAAAAUUGGAUGGAAAUCAAUUUACAGUUCUUAAAGGUAGAUGGUGCCAGUUCUUGCCAUCUGUAGAAAUCCUCAGCUUCCAAAAAUGUUUGAUAGAAAGUGUUUCUAGAGAUGUACUUGAUGGAUGUAAAAAUUUGAAACAAAUUGAUUUUUUUGAUAACGAUCUCAAUAAAAUACCCGAUUGUCACCAGAAUCGCAAACUUAAAAGUAUUAACUUGAAGCAAAAUAGGGUUAACUAUUUCUUGGUCAAGAAUUUACCAACAACUAUUGAGAACAUUGAUCUAUCAAUGAAUUGGUUACAUGAUCUGAAACACGUAUCAUUAGAAAACUUUGCACAACAUCUAAAAUACUUCAAUUUAGCCAAUAAUAAUUUUGGAAAUUCGAGGUUUAUAAUCGAACAUCUAUUUAAUGGAUCUAAUGUAAUAGAGGUGUUAAUGUUAGACAACAACAAUCUUUAUGCCAUUUAUAAAACAUGGCUUAUUUACUUCGUGAUGUUAACAUAUUUUUCAAUUUCAAAUUCAUCGAUCAGCAUAAUCCAUGAACAGAGUUUUGUCAAUUGCAUUAACCUGAGAUUCAUUGACUUAUCUGGUAAUAAGAUCACAAGUUUGGCUCCAAAACUGUUUCAAGGACUUGAAAACCUGAAUUCUGUCUAUCUACAAGGAAACAUAAUCACAAGACUUCCAGAACAGGCUUUUUAUGGAUCUGGGUUAUUAGAAAACAUAAUCAUGGCUGACAACAACCUAACUACAAUUAAUGAAAAUGUAGGCUUGCAAAAAUUGAAGAAUUUGAAGCAGUUAGACAUUCAAUCAAAUCCUUGGUUGUGUAAUUGUGAUUUGGUUUGGUUUCGGCACUGGGUGAAUAAUACAAGUGUUACCAUAUCGAAUUUAGAUGCACUUAAAUGCAGAGCAAGCUCUAACAUCACCAUCCAUCUAUUGAAGUUUGAUGCAGACUCACUACAUUGCUUGUCUCCUAUUAUCAGUAUUGCCAUUCCAUCCUGUAUAGUCCUACUCAUUACAAUUACUAGUGUAGUAAUCUGGUACAUUUUCCGUUGGGAUUUCAGGUAUCUUUAUCAGCGGCAUCUUCUUCGUAAACAAUACCAGAGGCUUGCAGAUGGGGGGCUACCUCCCCUUGAUGGAGUCAACAUCCGCUUUGAUGUUUACGUAUCGUACAGCCAUGAAGAUUUAGAUUGGGUGAUACAUGUGCUGCAGCCAAAGCUAGAAGGAGCCCUUCAUAACUUCAAACUUUGUCUUGACUAUAGAGACUUUACUGCUGGUGAUACCAUCUUCAAUAACAUCAUUGAUUCUGUCAAGAGCAGUCAUAAAACAUUAUUAAUUGUCACCAAGUCGUUCAUCGCCAGUGAAUGGUGUUUCUUCGAGGUGGAGAUGGCAAGAACUAAAAUGUUUGAUGCCAAUGAAGACAGCAUUCUGAUCGUUCUGCUGGAGGAUGUUGAUGUGGUCCACAUGCCCAACUUUCUACGUAUGUUAAUGCAAACAAAAACGUAUCUCAAAUGGCCAGAUGAAGAAGAAGACAGAGCUAAGUUUUGGACAACGCUUGCAGAGGUCUUAAAAACACCAAAUGCGCAUAAAGAUUGGUUGAUUAAUAACUAA
Anneissia japonica is the source of this 2019-nucleotide messenger RNA. RefSeq names its product slit homolog 1 protein-like. The record is from RefSeq and is a predicted model, not a curated record. Gene Ontology annotation, cellular component: membrane. Lineage: Eukaryota; Metazoa; Echinodermata; Crinoidea; Comatulida; Comatulidae. Gene Ontology annotation, molecular function: transmembrane signaling receptor activity; protein binding. Gene Ontology annotation, biological process: immune response; toll-like receptor signaling pathway. The transcript is spliced from 2 exons. The coding region runs from base 1 to 2019 and encodes 672 amino acids.